Messenger RNA from Entelurus aequoreus (snake pipefish), 2973 nucleotides. RefSeq names its product ankyrin repeat and SOCS box protein 9-like. The record is from RefSeq and is a predicted model, not a curated record. Lineage: Eukaryota; Metazoa; Chordata; Actinopteri; Syngnathiformes; Syngnathidae. Gene Ontology annotation, molecular function: protein binding. Bases 191 to 1096 code for a protein of 301 amino acids. The transcript is spliced from 7 exons. Gene Ontology annotation, biological process: protein ubiquitination; intracellular signal transduction; positive regulation of protein catabolic process.
GGCCGCCUGUUUCCUGGAGGGCAAAUAGCUGCUCUGAGGAGGAUAUGACAUCACAGCGCUGAGCAAGCUGCCACAAACACACAAAGAGAGAACAAAAUGAAGACCAGAUGUAUUUCAGGCAUGUUAUCUCUUUGACACUGCAGAAUCCAGGAGAGACGUAAAACGAGCAGAAAAACAAGUUUAGCGAAGUAUGUCGGGAGGACGUGAAGAAACACAGAGGGGCAGUCAAAGUAGAGCGGCUGUUUUCUUCUCCAAUCCUCUGAUGAGUGACGUUGAAGCAGACUGGUCUCCAAUUCAUGAUGCUGCAUUUAAUGGACGCGUCCUUAACCUGCAGAGGCUCAUUGCUCAGGGUGCAUGUGUGAACCUGAGCACGCUGGACCACGUCUCCGCCCUCCACGGAGCGUGUAUGCAGGGCCAUGCAGCCUGCGCUAAGCUUCUGCUGCAAAAUGGUGCUGAUGUCAACAACGUGACGUUAAACGGACAAACGGCGCUGUCAGAAGCAUGCACCCGAGGUCAUGUGACUUGCGUAUCGCUGCUCCUUCAACAUGAAGCGAGCACAUUGGGGAGCAACCCAGCCAGCUCCCCAAUGCACAUGGCUGCAGCCAAAGGUUACCCGGAAUGUAUCGAGUCCCUUGCAGAGCAUGGCGCUGACCUGGAUCAUACCAUCGACCAAUCAGGCGCUCCUCUCCAUGUAGCUUGCUCCAAUCAGCAGCUGACUACUAUUAAGAAACUGCUUCAACUUGGUGCUAGUGCAAACAGUCAUGAUUUAGGUGACUCACCCCUACAUAUCGCGGCUCGUCUGUCCAGUCCAGAGAUGGUGUCGGUCCUGCUCAACCACGGGGCGGACGCCUCCCUACGGAACCUGGAGGGCAAACAGCCUCUGGACCUGGCACCCCCAAACAGUGUGGUAGAGAGGCUGCUCAGACAAAGUGGAGGGGUGCCCCCGCUGAUGCAGCUGUGCCGCCUGCACAUCAGGAGGACUUUAGGCAAGCAGAGGCUGGUUAGGAUUUAUGACCUUCACCUCCCCACAGAACUCAAACACUACCUUCUCCACCUGUCACGCCACAGUUGGCCAACAGAGGGAGUGCUUACAUAAUAAAUGAUGCUGAUUGAACCGAGAGGACCCUCUGUGGACCAACUUGAUUCUCAAGAGCAGAACUGGGGAUGAGAAGUGUGUUUUAGAGUCAAAGUCAAAGCAGGGAAGUUUGAUGAAAGUCAACGUCGGUCCCAAAAGACAAAAAUGUUGUAUUCAUGAGCUGUCAAUACCCUCAUGAGUUGUCAAUACCCUCAAUAGCGUGGACGUCCCUGAAAUAUCUAAACAUAUUCAGUCAGAAUCACUUUUUAUUUAACAGACUAACUUAACAUCCAGAGAUAAAAGUCAUGUACGUCAACAUCUGACCUCAUAGAGCUUAAUUAGGAAGGUGACCAACGCACCUCAAAUUGUAAUCAAGUAACAUUUUAAUGAGUAUCUCAAAGCUGUAUUUUCUGAUAAAAAUAUAUGUGUUUAAAUAUAUUCUAAUAGUUUGUCUUCCAUGAUUACACACAAUGGCCGCACAAUUAGCGACAGUUGUUUUUUUUAUCACGUAUCGCCAAACUAUUAGAAACAGCUCCCUUGAGCCACUUUUACACUGAUGUUUAAUAGCUGUAAUUUUUCCAUGUUUCUGUUCUUUAGAAAUGUCAGAGACACAGACUAUUGUGUCUUGUCGCUGUGUCACAGUGUGGAAAAAGCACAAAGCUAACAUAUUCCACUGUACUGGGUUCCACAGAAACAAUGUCAGCUUUACCAGUGGUCCCCAACCACCGGUCCGGGGACCGGUACCGGUCCGUGACGCAAUUGCCGCAGAGAAACAUUAAAUAAUUUAUAAACGACUGCAUUUUCUCUGACUUAAUUUUCGCCUGUCCCACUAGACACACCAAUAAGCUUGUUUAUAGAUGUACCGGUAUAAUAAAACUCCUCAUAGGAAGUUGCCAUUUGUUAUAUUUGUUAUAACUUUGUGACACGAUACAAUGCACAUUAAUGAACAUAUAAAAUAUAAAUGUGACAGAUUGUAGCUAAAGGCUGAUUUCCAUCUGCAGUCUGCAUCUCAUUGCAAAGAAACAAGCCCAGGGCUCCUACUAAUUCAGCGUUAUAGUGAGUUGUAUUGUUCAUGCACUUAUUUUUGCUGUAUUUAUCAGGCACGAUUGGAGAGCUGGUCCUUGAAAAUAAUGCCUACAUUAAACCGGUCCGUGGUUCAAAAAAGGUUGGGGACCCCUGAGCUAUACCAUUACGGCUUUGAGUGACACCACUAAUGAAAAAAAUAGUAACAGCAAAACAGUAGGAGACUAGGUAGAGCGCCGUGUGGAACCCCAAGGCUAAUACCAUGGCAUUUCACAUUGCCUGUAAAAGCCAUAUUUUUUUCUGUGUUUUUCAGGUCGCUAUUCUGUAUAAGCAGCAAAAGCGGAUAAAUACCAGUUCUACUAUUAUGGAUCUUGAGUUUUUUUAGUGACCCUUGUCCUGUACUGAAAUAACAGCACGGGACAAGGGUAUUGUGCUUUGGGGAACACAAAAGCUAACUUUUUCACUUGUCACGCUACCUUUUUUGGGUCAAAAGAAGUGAAUGAUUCUUACUAAAUUGGAAUAUAUUUUUCCAGAAAGUUUUUCUACCUUCAAAAGCAUUUCAUUUGCUCCACCGCACCCUUCUAUAAUGCAGAGCUCAUUCAUUUUACAUUGAUCCACUCCCUCCCAAUUUGGCCUAAAUGAGUAUGUUUUCACAGACUGCAUGAGGGCUGGAGGUUAACCUAAUGUUGAAGCAUGUUUUGAUGUGAUGUAAAAUCAAUGCAAUUGAGAAGCUUGUGACUCCUAAAGCUGCCAGGAGAAUGACACAAUGUGGAAUUAGCGUUGUUGGAACAAUUAGGCGGUGAUAAAUGCGUCUGGGGAAUAAUAGCACCGAUGUCGGUUUUGUUCAUACAGUAUAUACUUGUUCCCGUCCGUGU